UUGUUCUUUUUAAAGGAUGCCUUCGUUUCCUCCAAAUGAGUCUUUUGUGAGCCUUCUUACUAGAGACUGUGAACCGGAGUGAGGGAUGUAAAGAGAGAAGGAAAGCCACCAGGAGCUUCAGCCAGAGGGGAGACCCUCCUCUCGUUGGAGGGGAGGGGGAUUUCCAGCGACACAUCACUGACUAAAGGACCUUUGCAGGAGAGGAGCCCUCCGAGGGAGCGGGGACUCCCACCUCCCUUUGUGGCACAGGAGCUAGAACUGCUGCCGAGUGGAGCAAGGGUCUGUGGGAGCUAGCUGUCAUGGACACGCCUGCUCCAGAGGAAUCCUGCCUCAGCUGACCUCCUCUCUAAGGACCCUGGAUCUGUGGUUCUGUCCAGUUCAAAAUGGCAGAAAAGGCUCCACCUGGCUUGAACAGGAAGACGUCCAGGUCGACGCUUUCUCUUCCUCCAGAACCUGUGGACAUUAUCCGAAGCAAAACAUGCUCUCGGAGAGUGAAGAUCAACGUGGGGGGCCUUAACCACGAAGUCCUGUGGAGAACUCUGGAUAGGCUCCCCAGGACGCGCUUGGGGAAGCUCCGGGACUGUAACACGCACGAGAGCCUCCUGGAGGUUUGCGAUGACUACAAUCUGAACGAGAAUGAGUAUUUCUUUGACCGACAUCCGGGAGCUUUCACAUCGAUUCUAAACUUCUACCGGACAGGGAAGCUCCACAUGAUGGAAGAAAUGUGUGCGCUCUCUUUUGGCCAAGAGCUUGAUUACUGGGGCAUCGAUGAGAUUUACUUGGAAUCCUGCUGCCAAGCCAGAUACCAUCAGAAGAAAGAGCAGAUGAACGAAGAACUGAGACGGGAGGCAGAGACCAUGCGCGAGCGGGAGGGAGAGGAGUUUGAUAACACCUGCUGCCCCGAGAAAAGGAAGAAACUUUGGGACUUGCUGGAGAAACCGAAUUCAUCGGUGGCUGCAAAGAUCCUGGCCAUCGUGUCUAUUCUCUUCAUUGUGCUCUCCACCAUCGCUCUGUCUCUCAACACACUCCCGGAGCUGCAGGAAAACGAUGAGUUUGGACAGCCCAGUGACAACCGCAAGCUGGCACACGUCGAGGCUGUGUGCAUUGCUUGGUUUACCAUGGAGUACCUUUUACGAUUCCUGUCCUCACCAAACAAAUGGAAAUUCUUCAAAGGCCCACUGAAUGUCAUUGACCUGCUGGCCAUCUUACCGUACUAUGUCACCAUCUUUCUCACUGAGUCCAACAAAAGUGUGCUGCAGUUCCAGAACGUGAGACGUGUGGUCCAGAUCUUCCGAAUCAUGCGCAUCCUCCGGAUCCUGAAACUUGCCAGACACUCGACUGGACUGCAGUCUCUGGGCUUCACCCUCAGACGGAGUUACAAUGAGCUGGGCUUAUUAAUAUUAUUUCUGGCUAUGGGGAUAAUGAUAUUUUCCAGCUUGGUGUUUUUUGCUGAGAAAGAUGAAGAUGCUACCAAAUUCACCAGUAUCCCUGCAUCAUUUUGGUGGGCCACCAUCACCAUGACCACUGUGGGCUAUGGUGACAUUUACCCUAAAACACUGUUAGGGAAAAUUGUGGGUGGCCUCUGCUGUAUUGCAGGAGUCCUGGUUAUUGCCCUUCCUAUACCCAUCAUUGUAAACAAUUUCUCUGAGUUCUACAAGGAGCAAAAACGCCAGGAGAAGGCUAUUAAAAGGAGAGAGGCUCUUGAAAGAGCCAAAAGGAAUGGCAGCAUUGUCUCUAUGAACUUAAAGGAUGCCUUUGCUCGAAGUAUGGAACUGAUAGACGUGGCGGUGGAGAAGGCUGGAGAGUCGGCUAAUAUCAAGGACUCUGUGGAUGAUAAUCACCUGUCUCCCAGCCGGUGGAAGUGGGCCAGGAAGGCUCUGUCAGAAACAAGCUCCAAUAAGUCCUAUGAGAAUAAAUACCAGGAGGUUAGCCAAAAAGACUCCCACGAACAGCUGAACAACACUUCUUCCUCCAGCCCACAGCAUCUGAGUGCCCAGAAGCUGGAGAUGCUAUACAAUGAAAUCACCAAGACACAGCCUCAUUCCCACCCAAACCCAGACUGCCAAGAACAGCCCGAGAGGCCAUCUACAUAUGAGGAGGAGAUAGAAAUGGAAGAGGUGGUCUGCCCACAGGAGCAGCUGGCUGUGGCACAGACCGAGGUCAUCGUGGACAUGAAGAGCACCUCCAGCAUUGACAGCUUCACCAGCUGUGCCACCGACUUCACUGAGACCGAGAGGUCGCCCCUGCCUCCCCCCUCUGCCUCUCACUUGCAGAUGAAGUUCCUCACUGACCUCCCAGGGACAGACGAGCACCAAAGAGUCAGGGCGCUUCCAUUUCUAACACUAAGCAGAGAUAAGGGGCCCGCUGCCAGGGAGGCCACACUAGAUUAUGCCCCGAUUGAUAUAACUGUGAACCUCGAUGCUGGGACGUCACAUGGUCCUUUGCAAUCUGACAGUGCCACCGACAGCCCUAAGAGCUCGCUGAAAGGGAGCAACCCCCUCAAGUCCAGAUCCCUCAAAGUGAACUUUCAGGAAAAUAGAGGCAGUGCACCCCAGACCCCACCCAGCACAGCCAGGCCACUGCCAGUAACCACCGCUGACUUUCCACUCACGACCCCUCAGCACAUCAGUACUAUCCUUCUAGAAGAAUCCCUGCCCCAGGGAGAGAGACCCUUGCUGGGUGCUGAUGCUUCCGCACACUGUCAGGGACCUUCCAAAGGGCUAUCCCCUCGGUUUCCCAAGCAAAAACUGUUUACUUUCUCUCCUAGAGAAAGGAGGAGCUUCACUGAGAUAGACACUGGAGAAGAUGAAGACUUCUUGGACCUCCAAAGGUCAAGACCAGACAAGCAAACAGACUCCAGUCCCAACUGCUUAGCAAAUGAGCCUGGUGAUGCCAGAAACCCAGUAAGAGAAGAGGGCUGUGUGGGCUCCUCCUCCCCUCUGAACACAGACCACAACUGUAGGCAAGACAAUUACCAGGCUGUGGGUGAAGUGAAAAAGGACAGUAGUCAAGAAGGGUACAAGAUGGAGAACCACUUGUUUGCCCCAGAAAUUCAUUCCAACCCAGGAGACACGGGUUACUGUCCCACUCGUGAGACCAGCAUGUGACUAGUUAUAAAAGCAAUAAAAAAAAAAAACUUGUUUCUAAUGCCAUUAGUAAUGCCAUGAACUAGAAUAUGGGAAACCCCUCGCCUAAAAAAACAGUGCAUAAAGUGUUAUUUUUGCAUGGCAUGAACAGCUUAGUUUAAGUACUGUUUAAAUAAAGAGUCAAGACUGCAUUUUGUAACAAACAGGACCGAAUCCAGUACAGCGAGCCAAUAAAGAGCUCUGUUAGGAACCAGCGCUCUGCGAUGUCUGACAUUUUUGAUUCUUUCAUUUCGAACUGUAGGCAGGUUUUUCCGGCUCUAACUUUUACAUAACCAUGAAUUUUAGGACGUGCACAUGGAAGGAUGACAUGCCGUUGCAUGUGUCCAUGCUUAUGGGGCGUAAGGUGCUUUGCCUUGCAAAAUGAAUAACUAUGUAAAUAGGCCUGGAUGCAAAAGUGUCAAGAGCGUAGGGACACAAGUUUCUGAGAGGCAGGUAUUUCCUUCCCAGCCGCUGCCUGGAGGAGCUGUCCAGACUUCCUGUUGCAAAUCUGCGACCUCUUCUUAACACACUUUGUGCAUCUUGCUUUGGAUUAUAAAGCUCUUAUGUUUGUUUAAAGGAAUACAGUAUUUUUAUUUAUUUGGGAGAUAAUUCAGAGGGUAUGUUUAUAUGUAUUUUUAUUUAUUUGGAAUAAAAUUCAGAGGGCAUUUUUUUUCCGUUUUGCUUUUGCUUAGUUGUUGCAUCUGUGCUGUUAAGUAUAAACCAUGAAAAGUAGUAAGAUUUAAUGACCAGAUAUUAAGCAUUUGGAAUUUAAGCUUGAACAAUUUGCCUAUAAACUAAAUACCAGGUCACAGACUAUUACAGAAAUUCAGUUUCCAUAAACUUCAAAGAGGAUAGAAGAUUCUAUCAUAAAUUUUUUUAAGAAUUCAAAUUGAUAUUCCACAUUUGGAAUUUAAUCAUCUUUAAAACAGAUGUAUUUUUAAAAAAAUUCUUUUGGCACUGCAAACAUGGCUGUUUUCCUCUGGUGUCCAACAUACAAGUUAAGAUUUGUCAAAAUGGAAAUUCCAUAAAAUGACUCUUGACAAACUAAAAGUAAAGCUCCCUUAAUUGACAGAGCUGGCCCCAAAACAAGUCAUCUUGUAGGAGCCCAGGUCUGGAAAUGAACCACUAGAUACUCUUCAGUAUAGAAUACAGGUAUAGGCUGACACUACCAGUCACAGAAGAAUGUUGCUCUUGCAGGCUUUGACCCUUCCCAAGCAGGGCCAGAGCGCUCUCAGUAAUUACAAUAACUAGACAGGCUCUCUCAGGUUUCCAGCUCCAGAACUCCCUAGAAAAGGUCAGGACUUUUCUUGCUGAAAGUCAUUUCUGGCAUUUUUCCUACGGAGCACAUUGAAUGCAAAGACACUGGACACUCACCUUGCUUUGUGGAAAUCAAAAGGUUCUAGUUCCUGAGGAGCAACUACCAGCCAUGCAGUGUCCAGAAUAACUCUACAAUCUCUGCUGAUAUCACCUGUACCCAAAUAAAAACAAAAACCAAAUUAUUUCUAAGUCCCCUUAAAAUUUCAAAUCAAUGAUUUCUCGUUUCCUGGCAACGUGCAGAUUUUGCCUCAGCCAAAUGCAUUCUGUGCAUGUGUGCUCAUGUGUGCUCAUGUGUGCUCAUGUGUGCUCAAGUGUGCUCAUGUGUGCUCAAGUGUGCAUACAGUGCAGGGAAUUGGGGAGACUAACAGGACAAACUAAAAACAAAGCUUAUUGUUUAAGGAAAAAACUCUAAAUUUUGUUCUUUUUUAAAAAGAAAACCAUUCAGGAAAAAAUAGCCCAAAUAUUUAAAAUCUAAUAUAAGUCUUUAAUAUUUCUAAAUUAAUAGCUUCUGGUCAUUAAAUCUCAGAUAAGAAAAUGAGUUUUGAUUUUUGUUAACAUCCAGGCAGUCCUGAUGUCAAAACUAAUUUAAAACAUUUCUUUGAUCCCAGUGUGUUUAGAAUUUCUUAAUGGUUUUCAUGUUUGUUUCAAAACAUAACCUUUAAGAGUGUAUAGUCAUUAUUCAAUGAUAUUUUUAUUAUGCAUACUUCUUUUCGUGUCUAAGGACUACAUGUUGAUCAGUUUUUGUAAAUCUAGAGUAUUUGAAUUUUCUAUAUAUAGUUUUUCAAAGUCAAGCAGGUAUAUCUAUUGUUAGAUGAAGAGCAAACAAGCUACAAAGAUCGUCUUCGUCAUACAGCCUCAUGAAGCAGUUGUUUUCUAACGGCUCCUAUCAAUGAAUCUCUGUUUUUUAUUCAUCUGGCUUCAUAAGUGGACUCAUUGCCUUGCCAUAUAACCACUGUCCGACUCUCCGUGUGUCUGUCAGGCUUUUUACUGAGAACCCUGCUCCAUCUGCUUAAGAUCAGGACCCUUACCCAGUCUCAAAGUCUCUGCUGUUUUCCUAGAGUCUUUCCCUGUCAUUCUAAAGGGUUCAUAGGAAGAUUUCUGUCUGUUUUGUUUUUAAGUCUUAAUGAAUUUUUUUUAAAAAACAUCCCUUUAAAGUCUCAUCCCUUGAGUUCUCUUAAUUCCUCUGAACCAGAAGUUUUCAGCUGGGAGAAACAAAAGAAAAGUUCCCUCCGGGAGAUCUUUGACUUUGCUAUUUCACACGAAGGAAUCUCCCAGAAUACACCUGUGAAGCCCUUCUACACUGCAGCAAAGGAUGCCUAACUCAGAGGAGACCGUGUCUGUCUGGAAAGACCUGGAUCCACCUAUCAAGUGCAGAGUUCUUCUGAAGUCUUUUAUGUUCUACAUUAAAGUUCAUGUCCAUGCUGCAACUUAUUCCAUGAUAUAUCUGUUUCAGUAUUUUUUUAAAUGCUGUUUUGUAUUAUUAAUCAACAGUAAAACUAACAGUCUUACGACUUCAAAUACCUCUUUUGUAUCCCUUGGAAAAUGCCACCCAAGUGUAAGAAGGCCUGCCUGAAUGGAAACCUCCUGGAAGGUUGUGCUUCCAAGAGUUUCACCAUUAGCUAGCUCAGUGACCAGGAGCAAAUGUGCCAAUGAAAGAGACUCUUUGAAAGGUCUCAAAAUAGCGUGAUCCCUCAAAUAGCUAAGCUCUUUCUGCUGGCUUUCUUAACCAGCAUAAAUUGUUACAAGAUGUUUUUAUCUCAAAGAUAAGAGCAUAGAAAUAAACCUGCAUUGGGUGUUGGGAUGGAGAUCAGUGGUAAAGUGCCUGCCUGGCAUGCACGAUACCCUCUUUAUUCCCCACCACUGCAGAAGACAAGAGAAAAGGGGAAGAAGAAAUGCGUUAUAUAUGUAGGUCCAUACAUACACCGAGUGGGUCCCUGAAACUGACUUAAUUACUCUCUAAACAUUUCACUACAAAGUCCCUCAGUCCGACACAAUCAGCGGCUCUGAAACAAGAUAUGAUCAAGCACUCUUGUGAUAAGAUUAGAUCUGAUGGUGACUAUGUGCCCAGUGUCGGUUCCCGUAUUCUCUUGUUAAUAUUCUUACUCUCAAGCUGGCCAUGAAAAUGUAGCAAUUUAUUUUCUCUUGAAAUUAGAAAGA
This is a messenger RNA of Chionomys nivalis (European snow vole), 6599 nucleotides long. RefSeq names its product potassium voltage-gated channel subfamily B member 2 (gene Kcnb2). Gene Ontology annotation, cellular component: membrane; voltage-gated potassium channel complex. Gene Ontology annotation, molecular function: protein binding; delayed rectifier potassium channel activity. The transcript has 3 exons. Lineage: Eukaryota; Metazoa; Chordata; Mammalia; Rodentia; Cricetidae. Gene Ontology annotation, biological process: protein homooligomerization; potassium ion transmembrane transport. Bases 384 to 3107 code for a protein of 907 amino acids. The record is from RefSeq and is a predicted model, not a curated record.